Aspergillus welwitschiae is the source of this 3339-nucleotide messenger RNA. RefSeq names its product putative calcium transporting ATPase (Pmc1) (gene pmcC). Gene Ontology annotation, molecular function: ATP hydrolysis activity; ATP binding; P-type calcium transporter activity. The record is from RefSeq and is a predicted model, not a curated record. The transcript has 7 exons. Gene Ontology annotation, cellular component: membrane; intracellular membrane-bounded organelle. The coding region runs from base 1 to 3339 and encodes 1112 amino acids. Lineage: Eukaryota; Fungi; Ascomycota; Eurotiomycetes; Eurotiales; Aspergillaceae. Gene Ontology annotation, biological process: calcium ion transmembrane transport; intracellular calcium ion homeostasis.
AUGAGUACCCGCGAUUCUAACAAUUCGGAGGGGAUUCUGACCAGCGCUGUUGUGCCCUCCGUGCCUGGCUUCAGGGUGGAAAACGGACCCGAUGGCGGCAACUGUUUCGCUUUUUUGCCGACCCAGCUAAACGAUCUAUUCAACCCGAAAUCAGUGGAGGGGUUCUGCUCUUUGGGUGGACUUUAUGGACUGGAGUAUGGACUACGAACCGAUCUAACUGCCGGGCUACAGUCCGAUGAGUCCCUUCUGUCAGGAUGUAUCUCUCUCGAGGACGUGAAACAGGUCGCAUUGGCAAAGACCACAACAUCGCAACGACCGCUACUCAGCAAUCAAGUUCAUGCAGCUCGAGGCAAAACGGAUGGCUUGCCAUUUUACGAUCGCGUAAGGGUUUUCGGGCGCAAUGUAUUGCCUGCGACAAAACGAAAAGGGUUUGGACGAUUGCUGUGGGAUGCCUACAAUGACCGAAUAAUUCUUCUUCUCACGGCAGCUGCAGUUGUGUCGCUAUCGUUAGGCAUCUAUGAAGCUGCCAGCGGACAGUCGCAGGUAGACUGGAUCGAGGGUGUGGCUGUUUGCGUGGCAAUUUUCAUUGUCGUCUCGGCUACGGCCGUAAAUGACUGGCAGAAGGAGAGACAAUUCGUACGUCUGAAUAAGUUGAAAGUGGAUCGUGAAGUCCGUGUCAUCCGUUCCAAUCAGUCCAUAAUGGUUCACAUUCACGAUCUGACGGUCGGAGAUAUCGUGCAUCUCGAGCCUGGAGAUUGUGCACCAGCUGAUGGAGUCGUAGUCACAUCUUACGGGCUAAGAUGCGAUGAGUCAAUGGCAACAGGCGAGUCUGAUCAUAUUGAAAAACACACUGGUUUCGAGGUAUUCGAUUCGGCUACCGCGAAAGUCUCAAACGAAGAUAUGGACCCAUUCAUCAUAUCUGGAAGUAAGAUCCUCGAGGGACUGGGAACUUAUCUGGUGCUAAGUGUGGGACCUAACUCUACUCAUGGGCGCAUUAUGGCUGGACUUGCCGUUGAAAGUGACCCAACGCCUCUGCAGGUCAAGCUGAGUCGCUUGGCAAAGUGGAUAGGCUGGUUCGGACUUGGGGCAGCUCUCCUGCUAUUCUUUGUUCUUCUAUUCCGCUUUCUGGCUCAACUGCCAGAAAAUGACGCAUCGUCUACAGAAAAAGGCCAGAUCUUCAUGGAUAUCUUGAUUGUCGCAGUAACGGUAAUUGUGGUCGCGAUCCCAGAGGGACUGCCACUCGCUGUGACGCUAGCGCUAGCCUUUGCGACGGCCCGUAUGCUUAAAGAACAGAAUCUGGUUCGCCAACUGCGCGCGUGCGAGACCAUGGGCAAUGCAACUGUUAUCUGCUCAGACAAGACCGGCACGCUCACACAGAACAAAAUGACAACUGCUCUGGGCAUACUGGGUAUAGUCGACUCCUUCGAACAGUUACAUACGGCCGCCUCUAGCCCGGGGGAUGUCGCGGUUAGCUUUCCAGAAGCCAUGAACCGAUACCCUGUGGCAUUUCGUGAUCUACUCGUCAAAAGCAUAACCGCGAACUCCACUGCAUUCAAAGAAGAGCGGGAAGGACGGUUGGAGCUGGUUGGAAACAAGACCGAUAUUGCACUUUUGCACCUGGUGCAGGAGCACCUCGGGGUGCAUGACAUCAGCCGAGAGCGGGCUGAUAUUGAUACUCUACAGAUCUAUCCAUUUGACUCAACCCGCAAGGCAAUGGCGUUGGUGUACCGUGUCGAUCACUCUAGGUGUCGUGUACUUGUAAAGGGAGCAGCAGAGGUAGUUCUGAGGGCAUGUACAACCAUCGUCGCCCCAGGACCAUCCACCCAAAGGGAUAUAUCAACUCUAGAAAUGAGUGCGACCGACCAUAAAACCUUGAAUCGGGCAAUCAAGGCGUACGCCUCUGCAUCGCUACGCACCAUAGGGCUGGCAUAUCGUGAUAUCGCAAUGGAACUAGUCACUGGAAACGAGUCCCAAGAGAAGGCCGGCAUCGGGUUCGAGGAGCUUUUUGGAGAUAUGACAUGGAUUGGACUGUUUGGGAUUCACGAUCCCUUGCGACCGGAGGUAACAGAUGCAAUUCAGCAGUGCCACUCAGCCGGCGUCAAGGUCAAGAUGGUGACCGGUGACAACCUUAACACUGCAUUGGCGAUAGCCGAAUCCUGCGGUAUUAAGACGGAUGCCGGUAUUGCUAUUGAGGCUCCCGAGCUUCAUAAGCUAAAUAAUGAUGAACUUGAUAUGAUCAUCCCGCGCCUUCAAGUAUUGGCUCGCUCAUCUCCAAGUGACAAACAGCUUCUUGUAAACCGUUUAAAGCACCUUGGGGAAAUUGUUGCCGUGACUGGUGACGGGACCAAUGAUGGCCCGGCACUCAAGUCAGCCGAUGUGGGCUUCUCAAUGGGACUAAGUGGAACUGAAGUGGCGCGAGAAGCAAGUUCAAUCAUCCUUUUGGAUGAUAACUUUAAGUCUAUUGUCACUGCGAUAGCCUGGGGCCGGUGCGUCAAUGAUGCUGUGGCCAAAUUUUUGCAGUUUCAAUUGACAGUAAAUAUCACGGCAGUAUGCCUGACUGUUGUGACCGCCAUAUACAAUAGCUCCAACGAAAGCGUGUUUAAAGCAGUGCAAUUGUUGUGGUUGAAUCUAAUCAUGGACACAUUUGCAGCGCUAGCUCUAGCGACCGAUCCGCCCACCCCGGAAAUAUUAGAGCGUCCCCCCACUCCCCGGAACGCAUCAUUGUUCACCGUGACCAUGUGGAAGCUAAUGCUUGGCCAAUCCAUCUACAAGCUGGCGUUGUGCUUCACACUAUAUUUUGCUGGGGACAAGAUAUUGAGUCUCGACAUGGAUGAUCAGAGUGAAAGACUGCAGCUCAACACCAUUAUCUUCAACACCUUCGUAUGGAUGCAGAUCUUCAACGAAUUCAACUGUCGCCGGCUGGACAACAAGUUUAAUGUCCUCGAGGGUGUUUGGAAGAACACGUGGUUUAUCGUGAUCAAUAUUCUGAUGGUGGGCGGCCAGAUACUCAUUAUCUUCGUGGGCGGCGCGGCGUUUGGCGUGGUCAGAUUGAAUGGCACCCAGUGGGCAAUCUGUCUUGGAUGUGCGGUGGUUUGUAUUCCUUGGGCGGCGGUGCUGAAAUUGAUCCCAGACCAUUAUGUCGCAUAUCUUCUGAAGUUCGCAGGUUGGUGUCUAUUUGCAGUCCUUCGGCCAUUGAGGCGGGUGGUACAAGUGCUUGGACAGGCGAUCACACAAAUCGGCUGCGGGUCCCUGGUGCACCGAUGGCACUUGCGCAAGCAUUCCACAAUAAAGACUCACGCCGACGAGGAGACUGGAAACCAUCCAGAUUCGACGGGAUAG